AUGGCUAGUGGCCGCCAGCGCAGCCGCCGCCGCCGGCGAGGGGGAAAUCAAGCACCCGCGACAGGCAUAGGCUCCUUCAGCGACGACAUCCUGCUGGAGAUCUUCGUCCGCCUUCCCUCCCUCGCGACGCUUGUCCGCGCCGCCCUCACCUGCCGAGCGUGGCGCAGCGCUGUGGCAUCUUCACCGUCCUUCCGCCGGCGCUUUCGCGCUCUGCGCCCCGCGCCCUUACUCGGCGUCUUCAGCUACCUCCACGCCUCGGCGCCCCUCCCGGUCUUCGCCCCCACGUACUGUCGCGACCGGGACGUCCUCGCGGCCGUCCGCAGCAGCGACUUCUUCCUCACCUCCCUCUUGGACGGCAGCUGGCACGUCGACUGCUGUCACGACGGCUACCUCGUACUGGCCAACACGCAGUCUGCCCAACUCGCCAUGGUCAACCCUUUGGCCCGAUACAGCCCUGACUACAUCGUUCUCCCUGAUAUGGGCGCGGGCACUCCGGAGAUUCUCUUCCUCGGCAUGUUUUUGCUUUCAUCUGAGGAAGACCCGAUGUCUUUCCGAGUGCUCUGGGUUUGCUACGACGCGUGCAGGGUGCGCGCGGCCGUGUUCUCGUCGGACACCUGGGACUGGCGUGUUCAUCCAUGGGAGGGAGUACCUGACAGGACACUGCCACAUGACGGCGACAAAUACUGGCUUCGUUCUGGGAAUCUAGUCGACGGGACCGUGUACUGGCUUUGCGAAAACAUGGAGUACUUGCUCACUCUGGACACGGAGACGAUGGAGUUCUCCGUUUCCGAGCUCCCGCCGUGUUUGAAGGGUCGGCCGCAUUGCAGCGUUAUCAUCGGCGGGACCAAGGGUGGCGCGCCUCGCAUCGUAUAUGACACUGGAAACGACAUUAUUCAAGUUCUGAUGCCUGGAGGCGACGAGAAGGGUAUUGACGGGUGGGAGCUAGACCGGGUCUAUCACAAGGACGACCCUGGUAUGUUUUAUAUGGUGGCCAGUAAAGAUGGCUUUGUGUAUUUGGCCUCAGUGGAGAUGUUGUAUUCACUCUGCUUGGAAACAUUGCACCUGGAGAAACUGGCUCCGAGGACAUUCGGUGCCAAUUAUAUCUCUUCCUCCUACUUCAUGGCAUGGCCUCCUUCGUUGGUAGGAAACUAUGGGAGAUUUGCAGUGCUGGAAGAUGAUCCUUGCAAUGCAUAACUAGCUACUUCCU
This is a messenger RNA of Lolium perenne, 1207 nucleotides long. RefSeq lists its product as uncharacterized. The record is from RefSeq and is a predicted model, not a curated record. Gene Ontology annotation, molecular function: protein binding. NCBI's taxonomy places the organism in Eukaryota, Viridiplantae, Streptophyta, Magnoliopsida, Poales, Poaceae.